UUUGGAACGCAGUUAAUAUAAAUAAAUGUCAUUUUUGUUUUGUACGUUCAUUAAUUUUUCAUUUUUAACUAUAUUUUAUUGUUUUUAUACUUUAAAACCCAACUGUCCUCAUUAGUAUUCUGUCAUUCAUAAUAGAAAAGCGUGUGCGUAAUGACCAACGCUACCAUUCAGGAGAUCGAAGGAAUCGAUGAUUACUGGGGACCAGCUUUCCGAUCAGUUUACGAAGGUGAAGGUCAUGAGGCUUUUGUGCAGCAACUUGAUGAGAGAAUCAAGCAGCAUGAUAAAGAGAUAGAAAAACUAUGCAACUUUCACUACCAGGGAUUCAUUGACUCCAUCCGUGAGCUGCUACAGGUACGCUCACAUGCAGAGGAGUUGCAUGCAGAAAUAUCAAAUGUUGAUGCCAAUGUGAAGGAGGCAACAGAAAGUCUGUGUACGGGUGCUGAUGAAUUGAUAAGGGCGCGCCGUGUAGAACUCAACAUUGCUGCUACAAUUGAGAAAAUGGAGCUUUGUUUACCAUUGUUAACAACAUACUCCAAGCUCAAAACUCAAGUGGAGGCCAAGAGAUACUAUCCUGCUCUAAAGACUUUAGAGCAGUUAGAGCAUGUGUUACUGCCACGCGUGGGUCCAUACAAAUGGUGCUCGCAGAUAUCGUCGGACAUACCGCGUCUGAGGCAGUCCAUACAAGACGCUUCAAUGGCCGACUUAAGGGAUUUCCUCGAGAACAUACGCAAGCUUAGUCCCCAGGUUGGAGCAAUGGCUUUGAAACAAACUCAAGAGAUGUUGGGCAGAAGUUUAGCUUCGAUAGUAAAGAAUAAAAAAGACAUGGCAGUUCUCGGUAUAACGGGACGAGACAGCGCUGGCCCACAGUGUCCCCACGAAUUGGUGGAUUUCAGCCCACUUCAUCGCUGUCUGCACAUACAUAGCGUGCUGGGUGCUAAGAAUGACUUCAUACAGUACUAUAGGGCGCAACGUAAACAGCAAGCUCGCCUAGUGCUCAUCCCAUCAGGCAACCUGCACGAUUCAAUACAAAGCGUCAAAAACUAUCUGAACGCAGUACUAGGCUUCUUCAUCCUCGAGGAAUAUCUAUUGAGCGCUGGCGCAGGCCUGGUGUCCAAGGACUGGCUGCUGGACACGUGGAGUAUGGCCAUCACCAAGGUGGCUUCCACCCUGAGGACCAACACCUCACUUAUCACCGACCCCACACUGAUGCUCAGCGUCAAACACCAGAUCGUGCUGUUUAUUAACACGCUCAAGUGCUACGGCUUGCCAACAGAACCGCUACCACUAUUGUUACAAGAGAUGGCCGAGCACUACACAGAAGUGUUGAUGCAAAGAUGGGUGGUCGUUUUCAGGGAUAUUCUUGAUAACGCGCCAUUCUUGCCCGUUGAGGUAGAAAACCAAGAGCAGUAUGAUGGAGUCAUGGACACGUUUCCUUACGACGGCGAAGAGUUAGAGAUGCAACCGUUCCCUCGAAAGUUCCCGUUCUCAUCUAUAGUGCCGGCAGUAUACGUGCAAGUGAAGGAAUUCAUAUACGCGUGGCUCAAGUACUCGGCCGGGCUUGGACUGGGUGGCAGUAGACGUGCAGCCGCCGCCAGGCAUUCCGCCUCUCUACUACUCAGCAGGUCUUUCACCGGUUGUUUGUCUGCACUCUUUCGACGACCUAUACCGCUCAUGCAAUUAACUCAGAUAAUUGUAGAUACAAAAUAUCUGGAGGAUGCCACGCUAUAUUUGUAUGAGUUCAUCAGUAAUAUCACGGGAUCUGAAUUAGUCACUACACAAGCAGCGGGCAGUAUGUUUCAAGCCGCUAGGGACGACGCCGAGCAACAAAUAUGUGAUAAACUCGAGAAAAAAGUGGACGAAUUUCUCGACCUUGAGAAUUAUGAUUGGCUAUUAGUGGAACCGACGGGACAAGCGUCUUCGUUCGUUGCUGAUAUGCUGAGCUACUUGUCUGGAGUACUGACGUCUUUGGAGCAACUACCAGAGAGAGCGCGUGUGGCCGCUGUGCGCGCCGCUACUAACCGCAUAGCGACCCGCCUGCGCAAUCUUCUACUGGAUCCAGCUGUGAAGCAGAUUUCUUCGGGUGCCUUGCAUCAGUUAGACCUGGACGUGAUCCAGUGCGAACAGUUCGCGGCCGGCGAGCCCGUGCCUGGACUUAAAGAGGGAGAAUUAUUAGAACACUUUGCUAGCUUAAGGCAACUUCUAGACCUGGUGAACGGCUGGGAAUGGUCAUCUUACCUCCACGAUAUCGGCAAAGAAGGCGGUAAAUACGCACUAGUCACUCCCCGAGACGCGGCCACACUCUUAGAGAAACUAAAGGAGGCCGAACAAAAGUCGUCCGUCUUCACCGUCUUGAAGAAGAACGAAAGAGACAGAAGGAAGUUGCUCGACACCGUCCUGAAGCAGUUGAAACAAUUGCAGAAUCAGGACGGCUCGUGAUGUGAUACUGAUGGGGGAAGCCUUAAAGUGUUUUGUGACUGCAUUUUUUAACAAAUCGGAUAGCUCAUUUAAGAAUGCAUAUU
Molecule: messenger RNA, 2519 nt
Organism: Chilo suppressalis (striped riceborer)
Lineage: Eukaryota; Metazoa; Arthropoda; Insecta; Lepidoptera; Crambidae
Source: the annotation of a GenBank genome assembly